This is a messenger RNA of Quercus robur (English oak), 2333 nucleotides long. Its product is annotated as transcription factor GAMYB-like. Bases 417 to 2027 code for a protein of 536 amino acids. Lineage: Eukaryota; Viridiplantae; Streptophyta; Magnoliopsida; Fagales; Fagaceae. The record is from RefSeq and is a predicted model, not a curated record. The transcript has 5 exons.
ACUAUCACUAUCAAACCUUUAAUUUUGUGCAGCAUAUCAUUUUCGAAAUUGAUGGGACACUCAAAUCAUAGUAAUGACUAAUGAUUAGCUUUCAAUUUCAAAGCUUUGAUUUUGAUUUGAGUUGGAGCAUUAACAAUCAAUUCCAAGCGUGUCAGUAGUGUCAGAGGGGGCCAAGGACUUAUGGGUCAAUUUCCACUAUUCAUUUUUCUUCACAGUUUGGCUUUACCAAUAUCAGAGAGAGAGAGAGAGAGAGAGAGAGAGAGAGAGAAAGAGAGGUGCCGAACCCAGUGGGAGAAGGAAAAGGAGGAAGAGGAGGAAUUAACAACAAAAAAAAACACUUUUGAAAAUUUUACAGAGAGAGAAGAAAAUCAUUUGCUCAAGCUCAGCUGUCAGAUCAGGUCUAAAGUGCAAAAAUUAUGUGCCAAAUGAAUUCCAAGGGCAUAUUCAAGGAGAUGAUGGGCGCAACAAAUGACAGUGAGAAAAGAAAAAUAUCCAAGGGUCGCCGAGAUUUGGCAUCAAUUCAAGAAGCUUGCGCUGGAGGAAGCUUGGGAGUAGGGGGUGGUUUGAAGAAAGGCCCAUGGACAUCAGCAGAAGAUGCAAUUUUGGUGGAAUAUGUUAAAAAGCAUGGAGAGGGGAACUGGAAUGCUGUCCAGAAGCACUCAGGACUUUCCCGGUGUGGAAAAAGCUGCCGUCUAAGAUGGGCAAAUCAUUUAAGACCAGAUUUAAAGAAGGGUGGGUUCAAUCCAGAGGAAGAGCGCCGUAUCAUUGAACUCCAUGCUAUGAUGGGAAACAAAUGGGCUCGAAUGGCUGCAGAGUUGCCUGGACGUACUGAUAAUGAGAUAAAGAAUUACUGGAAUACAAGGAUUAAGAGACUGCAACGAGCUGGUGCACCAAUUUAUCCACCUGAAGUGUGUUUACAAGUAUUGAAUGGGAGUCGAGACAACCAAAAGAGUACUUUGCCAAUGGGGGACGCACACCAUCAUGAUCACUUGCAGGGAGAUGAUUUGGAGAUUCCAGACGUGAAAUUCAAAGAUUUGGAUCUUGAUCAUGAGUAUCUCUCUUAUUCGCCAAAACUUCUUGAUAUUCCUGCAAGCAGCUUGCUCAAACAAGGUAUUGGUUCAUCCUGUCCAUAUAACUUCAAGAUCCCAACAAUUUAUCCCUUCAAACGCCUCCGAGAGUCAGAGACCAUGUUCCCUGGUCUGGAUGUUAGUGUCAGUGGUGCUCUUCCAGUAUUCAAUCACUACAUGGAUAAUACUUAUGAGAAUGUUGCUGAACCCUUUAACUUGCCUUAUAUAACUUUUCCUGAUCAUAACACCAAUGACCAGUUACCAUCAGGUGUUCUUCCUGGCAGCCAUGCCCUUUUAAAUGGCAAUUCUUCUUCUUCCAAGCCCAUAUCUGAGGCUAUGAAGUUGGAGCUCCCUUCACUCCAAUAUUCAGAAACUCAACCUUGCAGCUGGGGCACCCCUGCUUCCCCACUGCCUUCACUUGAGUCUGUUGAUAGUUUGAUCCAGUCUCCUCCAACAGAGCAGACUCAUUCAGAUUGUCUUUCACCAAGGAGCAGUGGUUUGUUGGAAGCCAUACUCUAUGAGUCGCAGACUUUAAAAGGCUUAAAGAACUCACCCCAGCAAACAUCAGACACUUCUGUCAUGCCAGCGGAUGUGGUGGAAAGUUCGCCCAUGAAUCCCUGUAAGACAAAAUGGGAGGCACAUGGUGAGCCAAAUUCACCUCUAGGUCAUUCUGCUGCAUCAGUAUUCAGUGAAUAUACUCCUCUAAGUGGAAGCUCCAUGGACGAAUACCAAUCAGUUGAAACUGUGCUGGGGUGCAGUAGUAUGCCUGAAACAGUCAAUCAGGAUCAAACCCAUUAUGUCAUUAAGAAAGAAAUUUCAACUCAGGGAGACUUUACCAGGCCUGAUGCUUUACUUGACCUGGGUUGGUUUGGGCAUAUUAAUGAGCAUGGUAAGGAUCAGUCCACUCUUACAGAUGCCAUAGGGGCACUUCUUGGUGAAGAAUAUAGCAAUGGCUACUAGCAAAUUGGUGCUGUGACUAUUGCAUAUAUUAAGAAUGGAUGUGACUUUGCUAUUGCGCAUGAGAGAACUCUUCUUGACUACUAUAAACUUUUUGAAGAUUAUUGAAAUCUUCCUGGAACGUUAGUCAUCUUUGAAACUAUUUGUUAUAAUUGAUAGGGAGUUUAUUCUCAAACUUUAUGCUGUUGGUGGAAAGUUUUUAUGGUAUUGUUGUUCCUUUGCACAUUAUGGUUGUUGGUUGGUUGUACUUUGGUGCUGAACUUGGAAGACAAGGUUUUAGUAAUAAUAUAAUGCACAUGUUCUACCCAA